UUGUUCUUCGAAAGGAAGUCCGAUCGAGUGUCUUACAGGUCUUUUGCAGGAAUCUCGAGCAGUAACUCGAAUAAAUCACUAUUAUCCCUAAUCUUUUUAAUCUAAAAAUAGUCUUCGUAUGUACUGAUGUAGUCAGAGAUUAAAUAACGUAUCAGCAAAAUCAUCGAUUUUUCGCGAUUCAUAGAGCAGGAGGGCUAACGUUAUAACUGAAUAUCUACGCAGAAAAAAUAAAAUGUCGUCGUGGUCGAAGAAAGCUGGGGGCAGACGACCACCACCAAAACACAGUGGAGGAAGUGUCUCAAUAGCUCCCAGACCAUUUCGAAGAGCUCCAUAUCCAAUGAGGGAGGACAGAAAAGAUGACCAUCCAGAAUCUGAGAGCUUUGAAAGCUUAGACGAAGGGAUUGACUACUCUGGCACUGCAGACUAUGAGCAUUCACCACAUCAGUCGACUGCGGUUUCACCUGAAGAAUAUGAGGCAACAGUUGAACGCAAUGCCAUAUAUGAGAGGUUCUUCCAGCAGCUGCAUGGAGACGGUGCUAGACAGCCUGCAGACUGUGUCGUCCUGUCGGUGAACAACCAGAAUGUGGAUUACCCCAAAUCGAUAGGCCAGUGUUUGCAGGAACGUGGCCUCUCGGUGGAAAUGCUUUACCUGCAGGUGGAAUCAGGCCUGACGCGGGCCCUCCAAGAUGUCCGCUCCGACGGUUCCCCCUUAUGUAUUCUCGUCGAGCAGACUAAUGUAACACUGUCCUCGUGCACAGUAAUCAUAUUUUCAGAGUCCCUCAAAAUUCAUCGAAAUAUGCCUAAAGAACAAGCCCUGGAGUUUGUGUUGGUGGAGUUCAGGCGCUUGAGCGGUUCGCGGCAGGUGCUGGACCCCACGGAGGCUGCGGCACGGGCGGCUGAGCUGACGGAGGACUACCUGGAGCGCAGCAAGCUGGAGCGCCACACUGUUCCCUCUGCCACCCGCCACCUGCUCUUUCUCCUGGCCGAAGGUUUGCACCUGUACCCAGAGGAGCUCAACACACUGACAGAGUAUCUUCAGAACCGCCAAGACCAUCUGCAAGUAACUUCGGCUGAGGUGGGCAGUGAUGUUGCUCCUGUAAUAAACAGCCUGCCUCCAGGGUUAGGAAAACCCCCGCCACUCCUGCCUGCUGGAUCUGGACCACCACCAAGGGAGCAGGCAAACCCACCCUCAGGGUCUGGAGAUACACCCCCAGGCCAUCACAGGGGAUUGCAAGGCUCAUAUCCCAAGACGAAACCACCUCCUUUGCUUUCAAUGCAAAAUCUAAAGCCACCUUCCCACAGAUCAGCUGCCCCCCAUAGUCUUUUACCCGCUCGGGCCUCUUCAGUCUCACACGGUUCUUCAUUUAGUCCCCCAUCUAGGGGGCCAGCAGCCCCUCAUAGUCUUGACAAGCCACAACCUCUUCUAGGCCCAGCACCUGCACAUGGGCCACCCUCCACCCGUGCCCCUCUUCUUGACCGUGCCCCUCUGCUUGAAACACCUCUUGGUUUCCCGUCCUCUAGAGGUCUGUUGCAGCAUCCGGGGUCUCAUUCAUCACGUGGGCCACCAUUGAUGUGUGGACCACCUCCGCAGAAUGGGCCCUGGGGUCCUCGAGCACCACCACCUUCACUUAGGAGCCUUCAUAUGGGAGCCCCAACAGGUCCUUGCCCACCACGACGCCUGCUACCUUGAUUCUCUCAGGACACCUGAUUUAAUAGUAGGCCAGUAUUGCUACACGGGACAGUUGUUAACAUUUUGGACUUAGGCAGGUUUAUGUUUUAUAUUUUUUAGAAAUUUGACUUCUGUUUACUUUGUUUAAAAAUGUACUGGUAUGGAAAAAGCCUCAGUUGUGAUUUCUUUAUUUCCACAGUUGUUAGCUCAUGUUUAGAAAAAAUAUGAAAAUUUUCCGUGGCAUAAAUCUGUGAGAGAUGUCUUUAAAUAUCACUGUUCUCUGUACAAUGAUUGAAUAUAUUCCAUAUACAAGUUUUGGUGUGAGGCAAUAAUAUGAGACUAUUCUGAAUCCUGGUAGAUUGUAGAAAGUUCUUGAUCUCUUUUUUUGUAUUUUUUUUUUU
Carassius auratus (goldfish) is the source of this 2070-nucleotide messenger RNA. RefSeq names its product nuclear receptor coactivator 5. The record is from RefSeq and is a predicted model, not a curated record. The transcript is spliced from 10 exons. Lineage: Eukaryota; Metazoa; Chordata; Actinopteri; Cypriniformes; Cyprinidae. The coding region runs from base 233 to 1690 and encodes 485 amino acids.